Messenger RNA from Durotheca rogersii, 1279 nucleotides. RefSeq lists its product as uncharacterized. The transcript has a single exon. Lineage: Eukaryota; Fungi; Ascomycota; Sordariomycetes; Xylariales; Xylariaceae. The record is from RefSeq and is a predicted model, not a curated record. The coding region runs from base 261 to 1040 and encodes 259 amino acids.
UUUUCCCCCAACCGCAGUCUCUCGCCGGCCAGCACCGGUCCCCGCUUCGGAACUAGAAUAGGGAUACGCCUCUCCUGCGUUCCAGGGAAGCGAGCCGCGCGAGAGGAAAGGCGAGAAAUAGCGAGACUUUCCCAACUUGAGGCGUAUCCUGACAUUAUACAUCCACACCCUAUCAGCCACCCACGGUCCGUCCUUUGUUCUUUAGCUAACAACACUACCACUCACGAUACACCAUUGCUUUUCGUGUGUUGGGGGAGGGGAUGAGACCUCCUCCCCCCCGCCUUUACCCACGCGGUGAGCGGGCAGCAUUGUACCGGCCACACGCACCUUGUCCUUCCACCCAUCCACCGUCUCCGCCGCGCGCCCUACGACGCGGCCUGCGCUUCGCACACCGAUUUGCGAACGGGCCGAAUGUCUGCCGCGGCGAGGGGCGGGGCGCCGCAGGCUCUCGCAGGGCGCGAGGCUUGGGGCGUGUCGGCGCGAAUGGGGGCAGGCCAGAGCGGCCGAUCGACGGCCUGGCGUUGCAGGCAGAUAGUACUGUCUCACAGCAGGCGGCGGCCGCGCCCGGGUCCAGCAUUGGCGCCUCCUGCUCUUCCCCCCCCUCUCCCCGCCCCCCUACGCUCAGCGCAGCUGGCGACGGCCUGGGCCUCGCGCACCCCGCUCUCGCUGCCGGCAUACUUGCCCAGCUUCGAGUGCCGGCGGGAUCCCGCAGGCGCCUCUUCGGAGUUACUGCCCGUCGAGACCUGUCUGGUACCUAUGUUUUUCUCUCGAGCCCGGGGGGGAAACGCGCGUGGGGGAGGGAGAAUAGAUUGGUUGUGACGGACUUAUCUCUUGCCUCGCAUCUCCACAUGUCCCCUCUCCGAACUUAUCGUCGGGAGAAGGCGCGGAAAUUCCUUUCGAAGUGCGUAUGGGCGAUCUUACGGGCUUAUACGCCUUCCCGUCCCAGCAAGACCUUCAGGCACAGAUUAGACCUCGUACUCGUUUUUGCCGUCACGGUGGUAACUGACAGAAUACACUUUGGAAGGUCAGCUUUGCAAUGAGCUGGGCAAGUUCAAUUUGGCUGCGUCGAGAGGUGAAGUACCUAAGAUGGGGAAGAUUGCAUAAGGUCCGAUAGGGCUCAACGUCUCUCCGACCUAUCUGUGUAGGUAUAUAGGUAUGGGACCGCUUGACGAUACCGGCGACGCCGACGCAACCCACGCCGAACGUAGUGGCUGGCUGUCUUAUCCGAAUUCACAUAUGCUGGCCAAUAUAGGUAGUGGUAGUGAUGAGAACCCCAGGU